Messenger RNA from Nomia melanderi (Alkali bee), 1382 nucleotides. The record is from RefSeq and is a predicted model, not a curated record. Lineage: Eukaryota; Metazoa; Arthropoda; Insecta; Hymenoptera; Halictidae.
AAAUUCACGACGCGAGACCAGAGCCUCGUGUACCGGAAAGUAGUACGCGCUGUCGCGGGUCACAUGUCGGCCCUGGAAUACGUGAACCUUGUCCAGUCAACGUUCUCCUCGGCACUGCUCAUUCAAGUGUUCCUCACUCUCGUAUGCAUGACCGUCAGCGCGGUGCAAAUAUUGCGGAACAUCAACAACUACGACAUUGUAUUAGGAAUGAUGCUCUGGUUGGUAGGCCAGGUAAUGCAUUUAUUCUUCCUCUGCUUCAAUGGUCAAAGACUGUCGGACUCUAGCCAGAACGUCUACUACGAUGCCAUGGAGUGCGUGUGGUACACUUUUUGCGCGAAGAGUAAGGUCGUUUAUCAAUUCUUCGUUAUGAACACCAUCUCGCCUCACCGGUUGGUUGCCAUGAAAUUGAUGGUGUUGGACAUGCAAACCUUUCAAGCGGUGAUGCGUAUGUCGGCCUCGUAUCUCACGAUGUUGUUAUCGGCGGUAUAAGUAACGUAGGAUGAGGUCAUCAUGUAGUUGUACGGAGUGUGCCCAGUACGUAGGGACUAUAUUUGAGUAUCCAAUAAAUCGGUCUGAAGUCCUCACGACGCUGGUCGACUUUCGUCUGAUCCUUACGAGCAUACUACCCUUCCUCGCGGAAUUUACUCAUUCUCUGGUCGGAACUAGGGCACAGAGACUCGCCGAAUAGGUUCUACCGACAAUGAGAACCCGGUUGAACGCGUCGCGGGUUCUUACUGCGCAUUUAAAUAUUACUUUUCUCCGACGCUUCGAGACUUUCAGCUGCCCGAUCUAUGAUCUCCGAACACAUUGAGCGAGGUGUAGCCGCGUGGACCCUUCCAACUAUCGAAUGCAGUGCAAUUUCUUGGAAGCCAAAGAACUUUUGGUGAAACGAUACAAGUACUCGCCACUACUGGAGCAUCUUUCCCGGUAACCACUACACCGUCGCACGAACAACAUCUAAAACGACCACACGAACUGAUGCAGUGUUGUGCAGUAUGCAUGACAGGAGACAAUUCCAACGCACAUUCGCCCACGAGAAACGGAAUAGAAAAUAUUACCGCCGGUAAUAUCGUACUCGUAAUGCACAGGAUCGCCACCGUUGGCCUGACGUUGCGGGCCAAUACGGGCUGGAACGGCCACACGCCGAAGAGCAACAUCAAACGCUUCACCAACACAUAGGACGGAUGGUCGUAGUAAUCCAUAGCUUUUCCUCCAUUGGCUUCCAUUCGGUUUCGUGCCGGCCACAGUGCACGAUUUAACGGGCAACACCGGCGAAAACUGACAGUGGGCUCUCCUACUCGUUACACGGUUCAAUAUUUAAUAACGUUUCGCCAGUCUGUGCACGGUGAGGGGUUGUCGGCGCCGACGAAAUUGCCAUCGAU